Molecule: messenger RNA, 2495 nt
Organism: Dermatophagoides pteronyssinus (European house dust mite)
Lineage: Eukaryota; Metazoa; Arthropoda; Arachnida; Sarcoptiformes; Pyroglyphidae
Gene: RhoBTB
Product: Rho-related BTB domain containing
Biological process (GO): small GTPase-mediated signal transduction
Molecular function (GO): GTP binding; GTPase activity; protein binding
Source: RefSeq, a predicted model, not a curated record
GGGUUACAGAUGUUACAUAAUCAUCUAAUUUAUUUUUUUUCUCUCGUAACAAAUUGAUUUGAUUGAUUUUUUUUUUGGUGGUAAUGAUGAUGGAUUAUGAACAUUCACAUCAGGAAUUGGUUAAGUGCGUCGUUGUUGGUGAUACUGCUGUUGGAAAAACAAGAUUAAUAUGUGCAAAAGCAUGUAAUCUAAUACUUGAUCUAAGUCAAUUAAUGACAACACAUAUACCAACAGUAUGGGCAAUUGAUCAAUAUAGAAUACAUAAAGAAGUAUUGGAACGUUCAUGGGAAGUUGUUGAUGGUGUUAAUGUUUCAUUACGUUUAUGGGAUACAUUUGGUGAUCAUGAUAAAGAUCGUCGUUUUGCAUAUGGAAGAUCGGAUGUUGUAUUAUUAUGUUUUUCAAUUGCAAAUCCAUUAUCAUUACGUAAUUGUAAAACAAUUUGGUAUCCAGAGAUUAGAAAAUUUUGUCCAAAUACACCUAUCGUAUUGGUUGGUUGUAAAAAUGAUUUACGUUAUAUGUUUCGUGAUGAACAAUUUCAAAAUCUUUGCCGUGAACGAAGUCCAUUUUUUCGGGUUAAUCAUCUUUGCUGCAGAUUUCCUGAAUGUGGAAGACCACUUAAAGAAUGUGAUAUAUUAUCACCGGAACAAGGUCGUAAUGUUGCUAAAGAAAUGAAUGCAUCAUAUUAUGAAACAAGUGUUUUUACUGGUUAUGGUGUUAAACAAGUGUUUGAAAAUGUAAUACGUUCAGCAUUGAUUGCUCGACGUCAACAACGUUUUCUAAUGACCAGUUUAAAACAUGUUCGUGAUUGUUUAUUACAGGAACCAUUUUUACCACCAAAACCACAAUUAGCGCAAUUAAUUGUUCCACAAUCAACUUAUAGUCAAGAUAUUGGUUCAUUAUUCAAUAGACAAGCAUAUACAGAUGUUGUAUUUUUAGAUCAUAAACAACAUAGUAAAAUUAGUAUCAACUGCCAUAAAAUUGUAUUGAUUACAGCAUCCGAUAUGUUGAAUACAUUGUUUACAUUUCCACCUUAUAAUCGUUGUAAAGCUCAUUUUGGAACAUGUAUUGAUUCGGUAAUGGGUUCAAAUAUGAAUACAAAUAAAUGUAUGACCAAAUGUGCAAGUGAUCUUAGUAUUGCUAGUUCAAUCGAAGAUCUAGAUAAACAUGAACCAAGACCAUUUGCUGAUGAUAGUCUUUUGGAUGUUCGUUGGAAUCAUCUUAAAUAUGUACUCAGUGCCUCAUUAUUUCCAUUAUUAAGUUUUGAUACGUCCAAACUAUUCAGACAUUCAUUUAGUAAACAAAAACUUUUUUCAUAUAAUCGUUUUCAACAAUCAAAACAACGAUUGAAAUUAUUUCAACAAAAAUUAAUUACACUUUAUAAACAUGUACGUCAAGUACGUUUAGAUGGAACAAAUUUACGAUCAACACGUCAAUCGAUUAUAUCGUUUGAUGGUGAAAACAUUCCAUUUGAAGCAUUACAAACAUAUAUUUCAUUAAUAUAUUCAUUUACAACAACAAUAAAAUCAUUUACAUAUGAUCAAUUAAAUGAUCUUUUUAAAUGUUUUUCCUAUUUGGAUUUUGUCGACUUUGAUACAUCCGUCCUUUCAUUGGAUAAUUUUCUACCUAAUAUUCAACAUUAUAUUGAUCAAUGCAAAUAUGAUAUAUUUGCUAAACGUUUUGCUUUUUUCGGUAUUGAAAAAGGAUUAUUUUCCGAUGUCAUAUUUCGAUUGGACGAUGGCACUUGUUAUGGUCAUAAAGCUGUACUUAUGGCUAGAUGUGAAGUAAUGGAAGCAAUGUUUAAAGGUGAUUUUCGUGAAAGUUUAGCUCAAAUGAUUGUGUUUCCGAAUGUUACCAAAGAAACAUUCUACAGUAUGUUAUUCUACAUUUAUACCGAUAUGUUGAUCGAUAGUAUCAAUCAUAAAAAUUGUCUUCCAUUAAUCGAAUUAGCCAAUCGUUUUUGUUUAACACGUUUAAUCGGUUUGAUUGAAGAACAUAUUGUAAAUGAAUUAUUAUAUUUAGCUGAAAAACAAAAAACUGAUAUAACACUUGCUGUACUACGAUUAUUGGAACCAUCACAAAUACAUAAUGCUGAUCAAUUAACGGAAUUUUGUUUACAUUAUAUUACAACACAUUAUAAUGAUAUUUGUCAUAAUCAUACAAAAUCAUUACGAUCAUUACAUCCAGAAAAUCAAGCCUACUUAAAUCGUAAUCGUUGGCCACCAAUUUGGUAUCUAAAAGAAUUAGAUUAUUUUGAACGUUGUGUACGUGAACGUGAAUGGCAACAAAAUCCAAAAUGUUAUAAAAGACGUCGUAUAAAUGCCGGGUGUUUUUGUUUUUCACCAUCCAAACCUAAAUCAAAUACUAAUCAUUUGAAUAAUCAAUUGAAUAAAGCAACUACAUCAACAACAACAACAACUUAUUCUGGUUUGACUUAUAAGAUUAUUGGUAUUCUGUGAUUCCAUUCAUUUAUCAUUGGUUAUUCAUAAUCCAUCCAA